This is a messenger RNA of Histoplasma mississippiense, 3867 nucleotides long. RefSeq lists its product as hypothetical. The record is from RefSeq and is a predicted model, not a curated record. Bases 1 to 3867 code for a protein of 1288 amino acids. Gene Ontology annotation, molecular function: phosphorelay sensor kinase activity. Gene Ontology annotation, biological process: phosphorylation; phosphorelay signal transduction system; cellular hyperosmotic response. Gene Ontology annotation, cellular component: membrane. Lineage: Eukaryota; Fungi; Ascomycota; Eurotiomycetes; Onygenales; Ajellomycetaceae. The transcript is spliced from 2 exons.
AUGACUCGGGGUGACGAAACCCUUCUCGCCCUAGCGGGCAUCCUGCAGGGUCUGGCAAAGGAUGUCCCUGACUCUGCAUCGCUGCCCUUCAACGGAUACAAGUCCAACAACAGUACCAACUGCGAUGUUGCGAAAUUAAAACUACCUGGUGAAGACAGCGAUGGAAAGGCAGUUUUGGAACGGGAGUUGGAGGAUCUGAUCCGCAGGAUCGGUACUAUGCAAUCUUUUGUGCCUCCAUCUCGACGAUCUACCCGCGUAGCGAACUAUUCCAGUGGACAAGACACUAACUCCCACGGGUCUCCCAAACACCUCCCUGAAUCCGAUGUGAACUAUGAAGAUGAUAUACAUUUCCUACAGAACCGGGUUCAGCUUCAAGCACAAGAAAUACAACUACAAAAAGACGUGAUCUCCAGCGUUCGUGAGGAACUCAAACAACAGGAAGAAAAUACGGAGAGAGCCUUGGGAAAGGUGAAAAAGGAGGAUGUCGGCAUACUCGAGCGGGAACUACGCAAACACCAGCAAGCUAACGAGGCUUUCCAAAAGGCCUUGCGAGAAAUUGGUGGGAUCAUUACGCAAGUUGCAAAUGGAGACUUGUCCAUGAAAGUUCAGAUCCAUCCCUUGGAAAUGGACCCGGAAAUUACGACCUUUAAACGCACUAUCAAUACCAUGAUGGACCAGCUCCAGGUUUUCGGAAGUGAAGUGUCAAGAGUGGCUCGGGAAGUCGGAACCGAAGGUAUCCUUGGUGGACAAGCUCAGAUCACAGGAGUGCAUGGUAUCUGGAAAGAGCUUACGGAAAAUGUAAAUAUCAUGGCCAAAAAUCUUACGGAUCAAGUCCGAGAAAUCGCAACUGUCACAACAGCUGUUGCCCACGGCGAUCUCAGCCAAAAGAUCGAAAGCAGAGCUAAAGGUGAAAUUUUGGAACUUCAGCAAACGAUCAACACCAUGGUGGAUCAACUUCGUACAUUCGCUACUGAAGUUACGCGAGUGGCCAGAGACGUGGGCACCGAAGGUGUGCUAGGUGGUCAAGCUCAGAUUGCGGGAGUCCAAGGAAUGUGGAAUGAGCUUACUGUUAAUGUCAACGCCAUGGCUGAAAAUCUCACCACCCAAGUCCGUGAUAUUGCAAUGGUAACGACAGCAGUCGCCAAGGGUGAUCUUACACAAAAAGUCCAAGCCAAUUGCAAGGGUGAAAUUCUUGCUUUGAAAACCAUCAUCAAUUCCAUGGUUGACCAACUGAAGCAAUUCGCGCAAGAGGUCACCAAAAUCGCCAAGGAGGUCGGAACAGAUGGUGUGCUCGGUGGCCAGGCAACUGUCCAUGAUGUGGAAGGUACAUGGAAGGAUCUCACUGAAAACGUUAACGGCAUGGCCAUGAACCUUACUACCCAGGUCCGCGAGAUUGCUGAUGUUACCACUGCCGUCGCCAAGGGCGAUUUGACGAAGAAAGUCACGGCAGAUGUGAAAGGGGAAAUAUUGGAUUUGAAGAACACUAUUAACGGAAUGGUGGAUAGACUGAACACUUUCGCGUUUGAGGUCAGUAAAGUGGCGCGAGAAGUCGGCACAGAUGGCACGCUGGGCGGCCAGGCAAAGGUUGAUAAUGUGGAGGGUAAAUGGAAGGAUUUGACCGAUAACGUCAACACCAUGGCUCAAAAUUUGACUUCUCAGGUACGAGGGAUAUCUGAAGUCACUCAAGCUAUUGCCAAGGGCGAACUUGCGAAGAAGAUCGAAGUUCAUGCUCAAGGUGAAAUACUCACUUUGAAAGUGACUAUCAAUAACAUGGUGGACCGCCUUGCCAACUUUGCGCACGAGCUUAAACGGGUGGCACGCGAUGUGGGAGUCGAUGGAAAGAUGGGUGGACAAGCUAAUGUUGAAGGAAUUGCUGGCAGAUGGAAAGAAAUCACUGAGGAUGUAAACACCAUGGCUGAAAAUUUGACAUCCCAAGUGCGCGCUUUCGGAGAGAUCACUGAUGCUGCCACUGAUGGUGAUUUCACCAAACUAAUUACCGUGAAUGCUUCUGGUGAGAUGGACGAGCUUAAACGGAAAAUCAAUAAGAUGGUUUCCAAUCUUCGAGAUAGUAUUCAGCGAAAUACAGCCGCUAGAGAAGCAGCCGAACUUGCCAACCGUACCAAGUCUGAGUUCCUCGCAAACAUGAGUCACGAAAUCCGAACCCCGAUGAAUGGCAUCAUAGGCAUGACGCAGCUUACACUAGAUACUGACGACCUUAAGCCAUAUCCACGAGAGAUGUUGAAUGUGGUGCACAGCUUAGCCAACAGCUUAUUAACGAUAAUUGACGACAUACUCGAUAUCUCGAAAAUUGAAGCGAACCGCAUGGUUAUUGAAAAGAUUCCAUUUAGCAUGAGAGGCACCGUAUUCAAUGCGCUUAAAACGUUAGCUGUGAAGGCAAACGAGAAAUUCCUGAGCCUUGCAUACCAAGUGGAUAGUUCGGUUCCCGACUUUGUCACUGGUGAUCCCUUCAGAUUACGGCAAAUCAUCCUCAACUUGGUUGGGAACGCUAUCAAAUUCACGGAACAUGGGGAGGUCAAACUUACCAUUAGCAAAUCGGAUCGAGAGGAAUGCAAAGAUAAUGAAUACGCGUUCGAAUUCUCUGUUUCGGAUACUGGAAUCGGAAUUGAGGAAGACAAGUUAGAUCUGAUUUUCGACACCUUCCAACAAGCUGACGGCUCGACGACCAGGAAGUUUGGGGGAACUGGACUAGGACUCUCCAUCUCUAAGCGAUUAGUAAACCUCAUGGGCGGUGAUGUUUGGGUAACGUCUGAGUAUGGGCUCGGAAGUAGUUUCCACUUCACCUGCGUUGUGGAACUGGCGGAUCAGUCUAUCCGUAUGAUUAACGCAGCCCUCUUACCCUACAAAAACCAUCGUGUUCUGUUUAUCGACAAAGGCCAGACCGGCGGUCACGCAGAGGAAAUUACUGAAAUGCUCAAGCAACUUGAUCUGGAGCCCCUUGUCGUCAAGGAUGAAUCACAGGUACCACCACCAGAGAUUCAAGAUCCCACGGGGAAGGAUUCCGGACAUGCAUACGACGUUAUAAUCGUCGACUCCGUCGACACGGCGCAAAGCCUCCGCACUUAUGACGAGUUUAAAUACAUACCUAUCGUCCUAUUAUGUCCCGUCGUCUCCGUUAGUUUGAAGUCAGCGUUGGAUCUGGGUAUCACUUCAUACAUGACCACACCUUGUCAGCCUAUCGAUUUAGGCAACGGAAUGUUACCUGCUCUCGAGGGUCGUUCCACACCGAUAACUACCGAUCACACAAGAUCAUUCGACAUUCUGUUGGCUGAGGACAAUGAUGUGAACCAGAGGGUUGCUGUCAAGAUACUAGAGAAAUGCAACCAUGGUGUGACUGUUGUCAGCAAUGGCCUCCAAGCAGUGGAAGCGGUCAAGAAACGCCGAUAUGAUGUCAUUUUGAUGGACGUCCAAAUGCCUGUUAUGGGCGGAUUCGAAGCAACGGGCAAAAUCCGAGAAUAUGAAAAAAGUAACGGAUUAUCCCGGACCCCCAUUAUUGCCCUAACCGCGCACGCAAUGCUUGGUGACAGGGAGAAAUGCAUUCAGGCCCAGAUGGAUGAGUACCUGGCUAAGCCUCUAAAACAGAACCAGAUGAUGCAAACAAUCUUAAAAUGCGCGACCCUUGGUGGUUCUCUCUUGGAGAAGAGCAAGGAACCAAGAAUGUCGAGCAGCGGCGAGCCUCAUCACCAUGUCUCCAGCAGCAAGGGACUGAAAUCAUCAGACACAAAGCAUCAACGACCAGGGAUGGACGGUCGAGCUCUAACGGCUGCUGGUGGUCACAAGUCGAAUCAAAAAUCUGACGUAGUGAGUAGUCGUCGCACUUGUAUGACCGGUUCAUGGACUAAGAAUUAG